CCGCGGCCGUACGCGCCUCUCCUUCCUCUUUCUUCCCCCGAAGUGACGUCAGCCCGCCGGCGUAGCCGCGUGACGCUAUAUCCCGGGCGAGGCGGGCGGGGCCGGUUUGAACGGCGAGCGACUGAGAAAAUGGCCGUUAAUGUGUAUUCCACUUCGGUGACAAGCGAUAACUUGAGUCGACAUGACAUGCUCGCCUGGAUCAAUGAGUCCUUACAAUUGAACUUGACAAAGAUAGAGCAGCUUUGCUCAGGUGCUGCUUAUUGCCAGUUUAUGGAUAUGCUGUUCCCUGGUUCUGUAACACUGAAGAAAGUAAAAUUCCAGGCAAAGUUGGAACACGAAUACAUCCAAAACUACAAGGUCCUACAAGCAGGUUUUAAACGAAUGGGUGUUGACAAAAUAAUUCCGGUGGACAAAUUAGUGAAAGGAAAAUUCCAGGAUAAUUUUGAAUUUGUUCAGUGGUUCAAAAAAUUCUUUGAUGCAAACUACGAUGGGAAAGACUAUGACCCUGUGGCAGCUCGGCAAGGCCAGGAGACAGCCCCAGCCCCUGCUCUUGUCGUACCCCUGCUCAACAAACCCAAAAAGAAUCUUAGCUCUACUGGCACAGCUCCAGCGAGGCCCAUGGUUGCACAGAGAACAACAGUGGCUAAUAAAACUGGACCUGCGAUGGUUAAAAAGGCUCCUGGAGGAAUUGGGGAAGAAGAGUCGGCUGAACUGAUCCAGCAGAUCAAUGUAUUAAAGAUGACUGUGGAAGAUUUGGAGAAGGAAAGAGACUUCUACUUUGGAAAACUGAGGAACAUUGAGCUGAUCUGUCAGGAGAAUGAAGGAGAGAGUGACCCUGUUCUUCAAAGGAUUGUGGAGAUUCUUUAUGCCACGGAUGAAGGUUUUGUCAUACCAGAUGAAGGAGCGCCACCAGAGGAGCAAGAGGAGUAUUAGUGGUCCACCGACUGUACCAGCAGAGCAGCAAUAGCAGAAUUCAGAAAUCAGCUUUCCCCAAUCAUGUGCUUAAAAUACUCCAUUUUAUUCUUUUCAUAAGUAAAAAGUACCUCUUGAAGUGCACUUUGCGUAAGUUUUAAUACUUCCCCCCCCUCCAAUGGGUUUAAUUUGAGAGCUCUUUUCUCACUUUUGUAGCAGAGCAGUAUUAACAUCUAGUUGGUGUAAUUUGGAAGCAAGGGGUUGAAUAUUUGGAGUUUGCAGAGUUGCUUGGUUGCUGGUAAGGCACUGAUUUGUGGAGAGUUUGCUGUACUGUUUUUCUUUUCUUUUUGUGGGCUGUGGGGAGUAUGUAGUGGAGCAAUUUCAGGAUUGACUUUUUCGCAGGAAGGUUGAGCAAAUAUGAGAUGUGUUCUGCAAUUAAAGAGAUGCCUUAAGGGGGCUUAAAAUGUGCUUCCAGAUGCCAAAUUGAAGUAAUGUGAUGAGAGAUUUUGUGUGUUCUAUAUUGGGGUUUGAGCAUCUGGCUUUCUUGUUUUGGAAGGACUUGCUUGGCGCCUCAAGUCAGUAAGGGCUCUGUAAGGGGUAAUUAGAACAGCCCAAUAUCUAUUCAGAGCUACCCUCCUGAUCACUGACUGUCGUAAGGGGGAAAGACUUUACUGUAUGUAGCCUGUUGCGAGACUAGAAUGCGUAAGAUACGGAUGUGCUUGAAGGCCUCUCGGUUUUGCUGUACUGUGGCCAAUGGCAUGUGGUGUCUUCCAAACCAAAAAGGCUAUCCCUUUUAAAACUCUUCACCUAAUUCGCAGCCUGCAUCCAGCCCCCUCCCUCACCCACCAGCUGCUUUUGUGUCUCUGGUCCAUUGAAUUUUGUGGGUCCUAUUCCUCUCUGCGCCCCCUUCCUCCUCCUCUUCCAAGCCUGCUGACUAAACUGUAUUGAUUUGGGUAGUUUUGUUUUGCAGUGCUGCACUGAGGCCAGUCUUGAUCUCCAGACUGUCUCUCUGUUUGUGUGUGUCCUCCUUGAGUUAGCCUCCCAAUGUUUAAGCCUUUGCCAGUGCUCCUGGCAAAGAACACUGAUUGGUGUGCAUUAAAUAGGAAAUCCAAUAUUGCAGAAAAUACAGCGCUCAGAUGAGUCUCGAUUACAGUAUUUCAUGCUUGACCCUGUCCCUCUUACGUGGAGCAAAUCCCGCCCCCCUACCCCCCCCCUGUCGAUUGCUGCUCUUUGGGGAGGGCCCUCUUGAGAUCUUGCCCCCAGCCACAGCUAAGACUGAGCCUCUGGGCUUGGUGUGCUCUUGUUCAUUUGCUUCCAGUGGUUAUGUGUUCUAAAUGUGUGUAGAAAGCAAAGCAUUUUAUGGUAACUGUUGUGUAGUGCAUGAAUCCCUAUGGGAAUUCAGAGGAAGACCCAAAUUCAUCAAAUGCCAAAAAAAGCAAGCCAUUAUUUAAAACAUCAGAGGUGCUAUUUCUCUUGUGGCCUUCUAGAUACUUUGUGCCCUAAACCAUAUUCCACCCAGACUCCUCUUGACAGGGUUUUUUUCUACUUUUAAACAGUUUCUAAAUAAAGUUCUGUUAUUUCAAGAAUG
Molecule: messenger RNA, 2500 nt
Organism: Podarcis muralis (Common wall lizard)
Lineage: Eukaryota; Metazoa; Chordata; Lepidosauria; Squamata; Lacertidae
Gene: MAPRE1
Product: microtubule associated protein RP/EB family member 1
Molecular function (GO): microtubule binding
Source: RefSeq, a predicted model, not a curated record